Parastagonospora nodorum SN15 is the source of this 666-nucleotide messenger RNA. RefSeq lists its product as hypothetical. Gene Ontology annotation, biological process: transmembrane transport. Bases 1 to 666 code for a protein of 221 amino acids. Lineage: Eukaryota; Fungi; Ascomycota; Dothideomycetes; Pleosporales; Phaeosphaeriaceae. The transcript is spliced from 2 exons. The record is from RefSeq and is a predicted model, not a curated record. Gene Ontology annotation, molecular function: transmembrane transporter activity.
AUGAUAUGCUUCGAGCCACUCGUACUCUUCACCUGCCUAUACCUAAGCUACGCAUACGCCAUAUUCUACAUCUACCUGCAAUCCUACCCCAUAAUAUUCACUGGCAUCUACUCCUUCAACCGCGGUGAAAAUGGCCUGGCCUUCCUCCCCAUCGGUGUCGGCGCCAUCAUCAGCGCAGGCAUGUACCUCUCCUGGGACGCCAUCCUGAUGCGCGCCCAACGCCUGCAGCGCCCCUGGGCCGCCAACGAAGAAAUGCGCCGCUUGCCGCUUGCCUGCGUCGCUGGGCCCUUUUUCGUAAUAUCCAGGCUUCUGGCUCGGCUGGACGGCGCGCGAAGACGUGCACUGGAUCGUCCCCGCGCUCGCGCGGGCGGGACUCUAUUGGCUUGGGCUAGUCCUGUGUCUCUUCAUGGCGUUGCGUCAACUCACCUACCCGUCGACGCGUACGAAGUGUUUGCCGCGAGCGCGAUGGCUGCUGCAUCGCUGUCGCGCAGUACUUUCGGCGCGAUAUUGCCGUUUGCCGCGAAGCCUAUGUAUCGGGCAAUGGGUGUGGCGUGGGCGACGAGUCUGUUGGGGUUCUUCAGCCCUUGCGCUGUGUGUGGUGCCGUUUGUGUUUGUCAAGUGGGGUGGCAAGAUGAGGGAGAGGAGCCCGUUUUGUCAGUAUUUUGA